This is a messenger RNA of Phragmites australis (common reed), 776 nucleotides long. RefSeq lists its product as uncharacterized. The transcript has a single exon. The coding region runs from base 113 to 427 and encodes 104 amino acids. The record is from RefSeq and is a predicted model, not a curated record. Lineage: Eukaryota; Viridiplantae; Streptophyta; Magnoliopsida; Poales; Poaceae.
GAGAGAGAGAGAGAGAGAGAGAGAGAGAGCUGCAGAGGGAGCACAGAGAGAGAGAGAGAGAGAGAGAGAGAGAGAGAGAGAGAGAGAGAGCUGCAGCGCCAAUAGCACAAGAAUGGGGGAAGCGCCAUGCAUCGCCGCGCCGCGCCGAGCCGCCGCGCACUUCCGCCUGCCUCGCCACGGCCGCCGGAAGGUCCUCGUCGUCCGGCUCGGCGGUGGCGGCGCGCGCUGGAACGGACGCGGUCUCCGGCUCCGGCGGUGGCUCCGCCGCUCGGUGUGGCGCCUCGCGGAGCUCUGCGCGGCGGCGCUGUCGGGCCACCCAGGAGGGCCCAGGGCGCCGGCGCCUGCGCCGUGGACGGGCGUGGAGCCGUACUUCGCGGCGCCCUUCGUCCCCGUCGCGCUGAUGAAGCGCGCGGAAGUGCAAGACUAGCUAACUAGCUGCUGCGCCACGGUCCAUCCAGAACGCGGCGAUGGCGUACUGCGGUGUGGUUGACGUGUGAUAUCUGAAGAUUACAUGCAUGACGCAUCUGAAUCAAGUACAGGCGCGCACUGUGCUCUUUACACCUUCUUCCUCCCUCCUCCCUUCUGCUUAAAGCAACGAAGAAGCACGCAGUGCCAAACAGUGUGCUGCUGCAGUUCCAAUCAUGUGGGCGUUACAGAUUCUUUUCGAUUCUUUUGUAGCUUAGGCAAAUGCAGCUUGGUGAUGGCCUAAACUACUGCUUCUUUGUACUGCUACUGCUUAUCAAUAUCAAUGCAAAGUAUAACUGCAUGGUGUCCAA